Molecule: messenger RNA, 1052 nt
Organism: Pyrus x bretschneideri (Chinese white pear)
Lineage: Eukaryota; Viridiplantae; Streptophyta; Magnoliopsida; Rosales; Rosaceae
Exons: 1
Coding region: 156-872 (238 amino acids)
Biological process (GO): ubiquitin-dependent protein catabolic process
Molecular function (GO): ubiquitin protein ligase activity; zinc ion binding
Source: RefSeq, a predicted model, not a curated record
ACGCGGAUUCUCUCUGUCUCACCCGCCCUUAUUUCUUCCUUUUUCUCCAGCGAACUCAAAUCUCUCAUCACUCUUUCUCUUUCUCUCUCUCUCUCUCUCUCUCUCUCUCUCAUCAAAUUUCAAGUUUCAAAUUUUUAAAUCUCUGAUCGAUAUCAAUGGAGUUUCAGCGCUCGUCGUUCUCGUUCCGAUCUUCUGACUACUGGGUCCAUGUGACGCUGCAGGGUUUCCCAUCUCCAGCGGACUUUAAGUCCCAAUUUGUCGGCGAGCUUUCUCUCCGUCAACACCAGAUUUUUCAGAAACGGUUCCACGCCUUUAUUCUCGAUGAAUUUCCACUGGGUCCUGAUCGCUACGCUACGCUCCGUUUCGCUCCCCGCCAACUCCUACUCCCCGAGUUGCGCGCUAACUUACGAUCUCUCUCCUCUUCCCUUAACCUCGAUCCUGCCAUCUACGAAGCACUAGCCCCCCAGAUCAAAUCCAUGGCCCGGAAAUUGGCAAACCCUAAUGGCUCCAUGGGCUUUGUUAUGGUGGCUACGGUUAAAAUCCUGACCAUUGAAUAUGUCGACCCACCGUUUGAUGAUUUGUCCGACUCAAUGGCUUUGCUUGCGAAUGGUAGUAGCGAUGGUGGUUCAACUUCGUCGUCAAUUUCUUUGGACUUUGUGGUUGAGAAAUUGGGGGCAGAGAAAUUUUUCGAAAGGGGAGACGACGACUUGGGUUCUUGCAGUGUAUGUUUGGAGGAAUUGUCUAGUGGGACUGCGAGUGAGCUCAUUCGGAUGCCGUGCUCUCAUGUCUAUCACCCACCUUGCAUCCUUCGCUGGUUCAACAUGGGUAAGAAGACAUGUCCCAACUGCCGAUAUCAACUCCAUGUGGAGUGAGUGACCCGAUGUUGCUGCUGCUUUGUCAAACAAAAGUUUGCGAUUCAUCAUUUCCUUAGUAUUCGUUGAUUCUUUAUUAGUUAGGAUAAGUGUCGAUAUGUGUAAGUUACUUUGUAAAUCCAUUUUACAAAACGUGGUUGAAAUUGCAAUACUCACAAUUUACAUGCAUUGUUUGGUUUA